Molecule: messenger RNA, 550 nt
Organism: Cylicocyclus nassatus
Lineage: Eukaryota; Metazoa; Nematoda; Chromadorea; Rhabditida; Strongylidae
Source: the annotation of a GenBank genome assembly
AUGGUGGCAUGGACUACAACUCCUUGGACUCUUCCCAGUAACCUCGCAUUGUGUUUACAUCCUGACUUGGACUACCUUAUAGUAAAAGAUCCUGCAACUGAUGCUGAGUAUGUGGUUAUGGAAGAACGCUUGUGUGAGCUGAAGAAUGACAACCUUGUGGUUUUGGAGAAGGUCAAGGGGCGCACAUUUGAAGGAAAAAGCUAUGAGCCGCUAUUUCCUUACUUCACAUACAUGAAAAAGGAGAGGAAUGCGUUCCGCGGCUUUGCAAUACAUUUGUCACCACAGAUCAAGGAACUGGUAUUGUACAUCAAGCUCCAUAUUUUGGAGAGAUUGACUACCAAGUUUGCCUUGAAAAUGGAAUCAUCACCAAGGACAUGAAAAUUGUAUGCCCCGUUGAUGAAACUGGGAGAGCCACUUCUUCAAAGUCGUAAGGUCAAAGGACUAGGUCUGCGAAGACUGUAAAGCGAUGAGCCUAAAAUGAAGAUGCAAGGACCAGCCCUGCACUCAAAGCGUCACCAUCCAGUAGAGAUGUUUUUUUUGUCAAUGUUGC